Messenger RNA from Cuscuta campestris, 2322 nucleotides. The record is from the annotation of a GenBank genome assembly. NCBI's taxonomy places the organism in Eukaryota, Viridiplantae, Streptophyta, Magnoliopsida, Solanales, Convolvulaceae.
AUCAAUGGACUGUUUUCUCUAUUUUUAGAAGAAGACAAUCAAAGAGGUGAAGAGCUUUCUCCUUUCACGCGGCCACGCGCUAGGCUUCAUUUUCAUUUCUCCUCCUUCAGCGGUUCUGCGGAACCGCCGGAUUUCAUGAUCCGUCAAUCCUUUUCCCGUCCACAUCUCCUUCCUUAAUUCCCGGACAAAAUCUAGCUCACGAUUUCCCUCUCAUAGAUUCCAGCGCGCAGUCAUACACACAUGGAUCGGAGGAGGACGGAGAGUCCGGUGUAUGUCCGGCAAUGGAGCGGGGGAUCUAGCAGCACGGGGUCAUCGUCGCCGGUGGGGUCUCCCGCGCAUCCACGUUCGCGGCUGCCUCCGGCAGCAACCGGGAUGUCGACUAUCAAAAGGACUCAGAACGUUGCCGCCAAGGCAGCUGCUCAGCGUCUGGCGCAGGUCAUGGCUACUUCGCAGACACAGGAUGACGAGGAUGAGGACGAUGAUCUAGGGUUCCGGCGGCCGAGUGCUGCCUUCUCCGGUAAUGGCCGCACCCACAGUAAUAGUAAUAGUUACGGCAGUGGUUUUUCGGCUAUCUCAGUUGCUAAGCCCAAUCGAUCUCCCUCACCCGCGUUAGGUAGAACUUUUAUGGAGCACACCCCUACAGUGCGUUCAACAUCUGCGGGAAGAUCCUCAUUGUCUGUUCGUACAGGAUCAGCCGCUUCAUCUGCAACAGUUGUGCCACCCAGCAGAACAUCUCUCAGAACACCCGCUCCAAUUCCUCCAGUAGAACCCCCUAGUAGUAGAUUAAGAGAGAAGAGGCUUUUGCCGGAUGUGGGUCGCGUUGAUUCAAAAGACUCGGGAAAGCAGAAUGAGGCUUCUGCACUUCAUGAUGAACUCGACAUGUUACAAGAAGAGAAUGAGAUUAUUUUAGACAAGCUUCGUCGUGCAGAAGAAAAGCGAGAAGAAGCUGAGGCCAGAGCUAGGGAACUGGAGAAACAGGUUGCUGCUCUUGGAGAAGGUGUGUCCCUUGAAGCAAAAUUACUGAGCAGGAAGGAAGCAGCACUUCGCCAAAGAGAGGCCGCUCUUAAAGCUGCAAUGCAGAAUAAAGGUGAGAGAGACGAGGAAAUGGCAUCUCUCCGUGCAGAGAUUGAUAACUUGAAAGAUGAUACUGCACAUGCUAUAGAGCAACUUCAUGAAGCUGAAUCUGAAGCGAACGCUCUUCGCAGAAUGACCCAGAGAAUGAUUCUUACUCAUGAAGAGAUGGAGGAAGUAGUUCUGAAAAGAUGCUGGCUUGCUCGAUACUGGGGCUUAGCGGUACAUUAUGGCAUCUUUGAAGAUAUUGCAGUCCCAAAACAUGAACACUGGUCAUCAUUAGCACCUCUUCCACUUGAAAUAGUAAUUUCUGCUGGCCAGAAGGCCAAAGAGGAUUCCUGGAAUGGCGGAGACAAUUCAGAUAGGAGUAAACUUGUUCGUGACUUGAGUGACUUUUCUGGGGAAGGAAACAUUGAGAGUAUGCUUUCCGUUGAAAUGGCUCUAAGAGAAUUAGCAUCCCUGAAGGUUGAGGAUGCUGUUGUUCUAGCACUGGCCCAAAAUAGGCGUUCAAAUAUUGUCCGUCAUUCAUUUUCUGAUGUUAAACAGUCAGGUGACUCUAAAUUUUCUGAUGCAGACGACUUGAGUGCGGAGGAGGCAGAAGAUGUUCUUUUCAAGGAGGCAUGGCUUACAUAUUUCUGGAGAAGAGCUAAAGCCCAUGGUGUGGAAGAGGAUAUUGCAGAAGAGAGACUUCGGUUCUGGAUAAGCCGUAGUGGCCAGUCACCCACAACACAUGAUGCUGUUGAUGUGGAAAGGGGUUUGACCGAGGUCAGGAAAUUGGGAAUUGAACAGCAGCUGUGGGAAGCAUCACGCAAGGAAAUUGAUCAGCCGCCACCGCCUGACCCCAAAACUGGUGCUGACUCAGAGGGGUCGCCUUGAUUUUAAGGACUCUCCCUUUUGGUAAGGGAUCUCCUGUCCCAAAAACUGCUAUCCCACCCCCAUGUUUCCCCCCUUACAAAAUGUAGUUCCAGUCUAUUGUUGUGCUAUGUGGUGGCAUAUGGAGGGUGGGACAUGAGAGUGAGAUAUCAUUUUUGGGAUAGAGGAUUGGCUCUCCUUUUUCCCUAGUACAUUUUUCGUAUGGUGUUUUUUUUUAUUUUUUUUUAUUUUAUUUGCUUGUUAGGGGGGUAGGGUGUAAAAGUGUUGAGGGGAAAAUGUAAUUAGCUCAAAGAUUUGUCAUCGAUUCAAAAGAUAGAAAAAAAAACAAAUAUUACAUGGAGGAUGAUCUGAGGUAUUAUAUAAAUAUUCUUUGAUUUG